Molecule: messenger RNA, 1578 nt
Organism: Bufo bufo (common toad)
Lineage: Eukaryota; Metazoa; Chordata; Amphibia; Anura; Bufonidae
Gene: GJA9
Product: gap junction protein alpha 9
Exons: 1
Coding region: 1-1578 (525 amino acids)
Biological process (GO): cell communication
Cellular component (GO): connexin complex
Source: RefSeq, a predicted model, not a curated record
AUGGGAGACUGGAAUUUCCUUGGGGUCAUUCUGGAGGAAGUCCAUAUUCACUCGACAAUAGUUGGAAAAAUCUGGCUUACCAUUCUUUUUGUAUUCCGCAUGCUGGUUUUGGGCGUAGCAGCUGAAGAAGUCUGGAAUGAUGAGCAAUCACAGUUUGUAUGCAAUACAGACCAGCCUGGAUGCAAAAAUGUCUGCUAUGACCAAGCAUUUCCUAUAUCUUUAAUUAGAUAUUGGGUUCUUCAAGUUAUUUUUGUGUCUUCGCCAUCACUGGUAUACAUGGGACAUGCCAUUUACAGAUUAAGAGUUCUUGAGAAAGAAAGACACAGAAAGAAAGCUCAGCUGAAAGGCGAGCUCGAGGGUGUAGAGUAUGAGUUUACAGAGGACCGCAAGAGACUAGAGCGCGAACUUAGACAACUGGAGCAAAGAAAACUCAAUAAGGCUCCUCUCCGUGGUUCCCUCCUCUGCACUUAUAUCAUACAUAUAUUCACCAGAUCUGGGGUUGAGGUUGGUUUUAUGAUUGGUCAGCAUGUACUUUAUGGAGUUCAAAUGAAUCCUCUCUACAAAUGCCAAAGAGAUCCUUGCCCCAAUGUGGUUGACUGCUUUGUAUCAAGACCUACUGAGAAGACAGUAUUUAUGCUCUUUAUGCAGUGCAUAGCAGGGGUUUCUUUAUUUCUUAACAUUUUGGAAAUAGGUCAUCUUGGCAUGAAAAAGAUAAGGAAAGGGUGUUUAGAAAAAUAUAAACUGAAAGAUGAAUUUGAUGAAUGUUAUAUGAAUAAACCUCAGAAACAUUCCACAGCUACUCAUACAUGUAUUGGUAUGUGUGCUAGCCCACAAAAGACCAUACCUUCGGCGCCAAGCAACUACACAUUGUUAAUGGAAAAACAACAUGACCCAACUGUAUAUCCAAUCUUAAAUCCGCCUUGUGGAUUCCAUUCCCCUGUAGAUUUGCACCCAGAUAACAGUAAUACAUGUAUCCUUGAUGAGCAGGAAACCAAAUCUGCUAAUGAGGUGAACUCGGCUAAUACAGCAGAAAGCCAUUGUCACAACAGCAGUUCUAAUAAUAAUGAAAAGACAAGUAAAAGUCUUGUUUCUGACAAUAAGCCAGCAAAAAAGCAACCACAGCGGAAAAGUGGUUUCAUAAGAAGCACUUAUUCAAGUGCUGAAUAUGUACCAAGUAUACCAAUGGGAACAAUGAAUGAGAUACCAUCUGAGGACAAUGAGGAAUUCUCCAGAACAAACUUUAUGUGUUCUAUAGCCAGCAAUGCAGUCCGGAAAUCUAGAAAGAUCAGUGCUCCAUGGCACAGUUCUAAAGUGGGUGAGAGAAGUGCAUUCAUCCAGGAUUCAAUAUGCAGUACCAGAGGACGUUACAGCUUUAACUCUAAUAGACCAUGGGCACAUUCAAAGUCUGACCUAAAACAAACCAGCCGGCCAGGCACGCCAGAUACUAUAGGAGAGCAGAGCCCAGAACGCAAGCAGUAUAAAGAAUGCGAUGGCCCUAUAACCUUCUCCCCAAAUCGAAGGAUGUCACUGACAAGUAAUGCCAGUAGUCGACGUGUUAACACUGAUCUGCAAAUCUAA